AUGACAGAACAAAUGAACAUCAGCCCGUAUGAAGAAGUAUGUACAUCUGAAAUACCUACUGUUUCUUUAAAUAGUUCAGAGACUAAUGUUCAACCUCAAAAUACGAUUUUUGAAAGUUUUACAUUUGAUCAGUUAUAUUCGUGUUCUGAAUCAAAUUUAAAUCUAUCUUCUUUUUCCGGAUCAAAUCAAAGUUUGUCUAAUAACUUUGUGAAAACACCUACUAUUAAAGAAAAACUACAACAAUGGGUAUUGGAGUAUAAUGUAUCUAAAAAUAGUGUAAAUAGUUUAUUAGGUAUAUUAAGAACAGAAGGGUUAGAUUUACCGAAGGAUGUGAGAACUUUGAUGAAUACCCCAAGAACACAUAAUAUAAUACACAUACAACCAGGAACAUAUAUUCAUUUGGGCUUGGAAAAAAUGUUGUCUCCCCUAUUAAACUUCAAUAAACAUUUGUUGACAAAUAUAAAUGAAAUUAAUUUAGGCUUUAAUAUAGAUGGAUUGCCAUUAGCUAAAAGCUCAAAAAGACAAUUUUGGCCAAUUCUUUGCUCUGUAACUAAUGUACCUCAAAUACGUUUUUUAGUUUUUGCAGUUGGUAUUUAUUAUAGUUCAGAGAAAAAACCAGAGUCCAUUGAAGAUUUUUUAAAUUUGUUUAUUGAAGAAGCUUUAGAUUUGAUUAAUAGGGGAAUAUCAAUAAAUAAUAAACUACUAAGUGUAAAUAUUGAUCAAGUGAUUUGUGAUGCGCCAGCCAAGAGAUUUUUAUUAAAUGUUAAAAGUUUUAAUUCCACUGUAGGAUGCAAUUCAUGUAAUGAGGAAGGAGUAUAUAUGGAUCAUAGAAUGACAUUUUUGGGUGUAAAUUCAUCAUUGAGAACCGACUACGGUUUUAGAAAUAAAGUUGACGAUGAAUACCAUAAAGGAAAUAGUUCAUUGGAACGUUUGCCUAUAAAUAUUAUUGAAGCCGUGCCUUUAGACUAUAUGCAUUUGGUUUGUUUAGGUGUGAUGAAAAGGCUAUUAAAAUUUUGGGUGAGAGGAAAUCAAUCAGUUAGGAUUCCUAUAGGUAUAUGUAAAGAUAUAGAUACUGAAAUGUUAAGUUUAAGAAAAUAUUUUCCAAAGGAGUUUGCUAGAUUACCAAGGCCAUUAAAUGAUAUUGAACAUUGGAAAGCCACAGAAUUUCGGAAUUUUUUACUUUUUACUGGCCCUUUAGUAUUAAAAAAAAGAUUAAAAAAGGCUUUUUAUUUACAUUUUAUGAAGUUGCAUUGUGCUAUAAAAAUUUUAAUUACGCCUGAUUUAUGUUUAUCGAAUAAUGAAAUAGCUCACAAUUUAACCCUUUAUAGGGCAGAACAAAAAAAAUCACCAGAUUUUUCUGAAAAUUGGUAUACAUUCAGUAUGGAGUACUCUGAUUUUGGGAAAAAUAUUGGAAAAUUUUUAAUUUGUUUUGCAUGA
Molecule: messenger RNA, 1437 nt
Organism: Macrosiphum euphorbiae (potato aphid)
Lineage: Eukaryota; Metazoa; Arthropoda; Insecta; Hemiptera; Aphididae
Source: the annotation of a GenBank genome assembly